Molecule: messenger RNA, 480 nt
Organism: Fraxinus pennsylvanica
Lineage: Eukaryota; Viridiplantae; Streptophyta; Magnoliopsida; Lamiales; Oleaceae
Source: the annotation of a GenBank genome assembly
AUGGCGGUGGUAUCACCUUUAGCCAAGGUCAAGCUGGUGUUGCUGGGCGAUCAAUCUGUACGAAAAACCAGCAUCAUCAGCCGAUUUAUGUACGGUAAAUUCGAUAACACUUGUAAGGCCACUAUAGGCAUAGAUUUCUUGUCAAAAACAAUGUACCAUGAAGAUCGAACCAACCCUUUGCUUGCAGCUCUGGACACUGUUGAUCAAGAGAGAUUUAGAAGUCUCAUUUCAGGCUACAUUAGAGAUUCUUCUGUAGCAGUCAUUGCCUAUGAAUAUGAUGUUGCAAGCAAGUCUCCGUUGAAGGAGAUGAAAAGGCUAGUGAAUCUGGGGUCAAUACUCGUGCUUUAUAUUGUGCAUAAAGUGCAGAGUCUCUUGUUUUCUCGAGGGACUUCUGAAGCCUCUAUUCCGAAAAAUAGCUGUUGCAUUGUCCGGAAUGGAAGCUAUUUCCUCCACAAAGCAGGAGGUUAUACAUUGAUGUGA